AUGGCUACCACCAAGCGUACGCGUGAGGAUGAGGAGGGUUUUGAAACACCGGGCAAAAGGAGGAAGACCUCCACCUCUUCUGCUGGACUGUCACAAGCAGCUGAGAUCAGUGAAGAAGACAGACUACUGCUCAGGCUCAAGGACGAGGAGAACCUUCCAUGGAAAGAGAUUGCCGCAAGGUUUCAGACCGAUAUGGGCAAGAGCUUUCAAGUUCCGGCGCUCCAGAUGCGGUUGAAGAGGCUGCGGGAACGCCUGCGGGUCUGGACUGAUAUGGACGUCAAGGCUUUGCGAAUGGCGCACGAGUACUACAUGGAGAACAAGUUUGAGAUCAUUGCUGCGAAGAUGGCCGAAUUCGGUGCUUCCGACAAAUGGACCUCGAAGCAAUGUGCUCGGAAAUGGGUUGAGAUAGAACCCAGCGCCACGCCUUUUAUCACGACGCAAGACGACAAUACGCCGAGCUACUCGUUUACUGCCAGCCCUGUUGAGGCUCCCAGUUACCUGCCUUAUCAUCUCCACAUGCCGCAAUGA
Messenger RNA from Aplosporella prunicola CBS 121167, 528 nucleotides. RefSeq lists its product as uncharacterized. The transcript has 2 exons. NCBI's taxonomy places the organism in Eukaryota, Fungi, Ascomycota, Dothideomycetes, Botryosphaeriales, Aplosporellaceae. The record is from RefSeq and is a predicted model, not a curated record. The coding region runs from base 1 to 528 and encodes 175 amino acids.